Cladocopium goreaui is the source of this 4293-nucleotide messenger RNA. The record is from the annotation of a GenBank genome assembly. Lineage: Eukaryota; Dinophyceae; Suessiales; Symbiodiniaceae.
AUGGCAAUUGAGGCAACCAUCAACCCAAAGUUGCCCACAUGGAGUGGGGAUUGGCUUCAAUGGCCAGACUACAAGUUGUCGGUAGAAUUGGAAGCGGAUGCCACUUCCAAAGACGACCUCAGCAGACUUGCUCCAAAGUUGGUGAGAAACCUCACCGGAAAGGCAUGGGAGACAGCGGUUGGCCUUGAGAGAGAGAAAUUGAAAAGUGAAGAUGGAGUGAACUAUUUGCUUUCCUAUUUGGAGGAGAAACGAGGCCGCCAAAAGGUUGAUGUCCUCGGAGAUGCUCUUGGAGUCUAUUUCCAAAAGAGCGAGAUAGUGCGAAAAGAUGGUGAGGUUCGGAAUGACUUCGAAGCUCGCCAUGCGGCUAAAGUCCGAGACAUCAACAAAGCUCUGGUCGCAGUCGGCGCAAAAGGUGAUACUCCAAGUGAAAUCUGGGGUUGGUUCCUUUUGCACCAGUUUGUCCGCCUUGAGCCCUCCGACGUGGCCACCGUGAAGUCUUUUGCCAAGAACUACCAGCUUGAUGAAGUCUGUAGAGCCAUGCGUCAACUAUGGGGAGGUGAUAGCCUUGCUCUCCGUGAUCAGGAGCGCAAAAAGGCAAAGAACAAUGCCAAGGUUUUGAUGAAUGAGCCCAACACGCCUGAUGACAAUGGCAUUUGGUUAGGAUCUCCAGAUCUUGACGGUGAGGAAGUGAAUCAUGAAGAUGAUCCGGAUCUCACUGAGGAUGAGAUCUCAGUCUUGUUUGAUGAAGCAUGCGAGGCCCUUCAUGAAGACCCUACUAACCCAGUAGUCCUUGCCAAUUUCCAAGAGAUGAAGAAGUUGAAGUACACGGAAGCCAGGAAGGCUCUGGACCGUAGCCGAACAGCCCGUGGAUUCUUUCCCAACAGCACCCGAAGCAGCACGUCCAUGAACUCCCGCACAAGGAAGCCACCACCUUUUGAUGGUCUUUGCAUGCGGUGCGGAAAACAUGGCCACAAAGCCAGAGAUUGUCUGCAGAAGGCUGCUCCUUCAAACUCUCGUCGUGAACCAGCUGCUGGAAAGAUUGGUUUUGCGGGCUACUUGCAGGACGCCAACCAGGCUCUUGUGAAUGACGCGGACACGAUCAUGGAUACUGAGAGCGCAAUGGUCUUUGAAGAGGACCUUGACUUUCUGUAUCAAGAGAGCCAUCCCAUCCAUGUGGCAGUGGCAUGUGAGAAAGGAGCUGAGAACUCAGAGGGUCCUGGGUUCAUUGGAUCGACGCAGGAAACCACCCGUGACAAAGCAAUCAUUGACUGCGGGGCUUCCGAGUCCAUUGUUGGAGCCAACAUGUUGCAGGAUUUCUGCGACACGCUUCAUGAACUUGGCUUUGACCCAAAGUCGGAAGUCACGGUGGAUCGUCAAGUGAAAAAGAGCUUCAUCUUCGGCAACAAUGAAACCAGUUCCUCACUUGGACUUGCCAAGGUCAACACUGGUAUGUGUGGCACCGAACAAUCAGUUGAUCUGCACGUUGUGGAAGGAUCGACACCCUUCCUGCUCUCCAGCAAAUGGUUGUGGGAGCAAGAGGCGACUAUCAACUUCAAGACGGGCAAGGCCCUUUUUCCCAAGUUGUCUGACAACCAGGUGCAGCUCGAACGAGCCCCUACAUUCCAUCUUCUUUUGCCACUCACGGCUUUUGAAGGAAAUGGAAAGUUGAUCAACGAGCUGCUGGUGACUGAUGAUGAUCAGGAUGUCUCUAUCCUCAAGCUCCAGAGUGCGCCUCCUGAGAAGACCACGCUGAGUGAGGGGGUGGCUGGGCAACAGCCGAUCAUGCUGUUAGCCAAGAAGAACAUGAUGGUGGACUUGAACAACCACUUAGAGCCUUGUCUUGGAAAGAACCCAGCAUUGAUGAAAGAUCGAUCAGCCUUCUUGGGGUUAGUAGAUGCAUGCCAGGAAACACAUGCGUUUGAUGAGUGUUUUCAUGAGGCAGGUCAGGCAUCUGUGCAGGAUGAAGAGAGACCACCGAACGCUGAGGGCCAGGAUCCUCCCAGAGAAUCACCAAAUCCCAUUUUGGGGGAAGAAAAAUCUCAAGAAGACCAAGAAAUCAUCAGGAAACUCAGGGUUAUUCAUGCUAAUUUGGGGCACCCCAACAAAACCACGAUGGGAAGAUUGUUGAAAGAAGCUGGGGUCACUCAAAAAGUCCUGCAAUUAGCCGACCAAAUGGAAUGCACCGUGUGCCGACAAAGGGGUCGGCGAGCACCAUUGCGACCAGCAGCAGUUCCGGCCUUGGACCUUUUUCAGUGGCUGGAGGGUCAGGGGAUUCGAGUGCAAGCCAUCGCUGCAGAAGCGCCUUGGCAACUUGGCAAGCACUCGAAACACCUGGAGACUGUGAAAGAAAAUGCAAGUCUCUUGGCCCUUGAAACGGCCGCUGAUGUCGACGUGGAAGAGACGUUUGACGCCACUUUGGCAGCAAAGAAUGAGCUGCAUACGUUUCGUGGCUUUGCACCAAAUCAAUGGGCUUUCGGACAAAAUUGUGAUCGUGUGGGGUCCUUUUUGCAGAAUGGAGAACAUCCUGUCGUUCAGCAACAGAGGUCUAAACAGGUGUCUUUUGAGGAUCACAUGAAACGUAAAAACGAAGCUAGAAUGAUUUUCCUUAGGGAGGAUGCCAAGCUUCGAAUACAAAGAGCCGCACACGCAAACAUUCGUCGUGCACAAGAGUUUGAAACCGGGCAGUUGGUUUACUUCUUCAGACGGGGUAGGGGUCAUGGGAAUAGGUAUGAGAGUUAUUGGUUUGGGCCCGCUAAAGUUGUUUGUGUUGAAAAAACGGGCGACCCCGAAAGGAAUCAAAGUGCUGGUUCUGUUGUUUGGAUUGUUCACGGUACCACUCUCUACCGCUGUGCACCAGAGCAACUUCGUGUGGUCACACAUGAAGUUCAAAAUUUGAGUCACUUGUUUGGAUCCAAAGAAACUCCAAGUUCGAUGCUUGAAAAUGCUCGACAGAGCCAACAGUAUAGAGAUAUCACUAGUGAAUCUCAGCUGGUUGAACCUGAUGCUGAUGAAGCUGUUGAUGAAGAUCCAAACCUUGAUGGCUCACUCGUUCGGGCUCAAGAAGAACUUUCCCGCACGUUAGAGCCCAUCCGCCGACUCCGUGGUAAGCAGAAUACCAAGCAGGACAAGAACCGGCAUCCGGAAGUGGAAUCCAGCGAGAACCUCACUCAGAACUACCGCGAGAUGGAUCUCAAGCAGCUGGGAGAGAUGGAGCAGAAGCACGGGAAGUACUCCGGGGUGAAGCUAGUGGACAUCGUGGAAAAGAAGGAGGACUUCACAUACCUGCGGUGGCUCGUAGAGCAUCAUCCAAAGAACCCCAAGUUUUUGGCCCUGCUGAUCUAUCUGGAGCGUCACGAGCUCGUGGCCAGUCAGCAAGCCAAGACAGCCGAGCCCAAGUCAGUGAAGAAGCCCGGCGAGACUUUGAUACCCAUGUCCAGUCAAAGCGGCUCGCCCUACCCAGCCGGGAACCAGGACUCAAUGCUCAAGAUCGAGAUCCUCGAGAAGCGCAUGCAGGAGAUGCACUCCGAAAUGCAGACAAUGUUCCAAACGAUUCUGGAGCUGAAGGAUCACAAUCGCCAGAUCCAGGAGGCAGUCAUGGUUCUCAGCAAUCAUGUGGCCGGACACCAGAAUCGCAUCCAACACCUCGAGGACACGGCAGUACUGCCCUCCGACUUCGAGCCAGAGGAGACGCCCAUUCCUGUGAAUUACAUGGUUGAAAAUUCGGAAAUGAUUGAAAUCACUAUGAUUGUGGCCCCAAGGGAUGUCCAUAAUCAAAGGCGAAAUGGAGUUCAAGAGUGGGUUCUGAAUCAGAAACCCAAAAAGAAUGCUGAAGUAAAACUCAAGACCCUCAAUGAGGAAGAAAAAGCUGAAUUCCGUGUUGCCAUGCGGAGUGAGAUUGACAGUUUUCUGGAAAGGGAAGCCAUUGCCAUUGCGUCAAGACACGGUAUCGACCCCCAAAAGUUGUUGAACAUGCGUUGGGUUUUAACCUACAAGCCUAUCACCGAUGAACAGGGAGAAGUCACAGGACAGGAACGAUAUGCCCUCGGCAUCAACGAGAUUUGUGUGUCUCCGCAGAGAAAGAAAGAUCCUCAAGCUAAGGCCAAUAUUGAGGAGAAGAAACAACUCAGAGAGGGGGACGCACACUGCACUGUGGCGCAGAGUGGUGUCGUGGCGCGACGUGAAGCCGACCAGAGGGGGGAAGCCAAGAACCACAAGCGGGCCGAAGCCUUUGUUGCCAUACAGUACGUCGACGACGAGAAAAAGGCAAACUUCAUCUUCCAGACCAGCCAGUAA